AUGGAGUUUCUUCAAGAAUUCUAUGCAAGGGGUUUAGGAUACAGUUGUCUUAAUACUGCACGAAAUGCCCUAUCCUCCUUCAUAGUACUUGAUGGGAAUAUUACUGUUGGGAAUCACCCACUCGUUUAAAGGUUCUUAAAAGGAGUUUUCCACGUAAGGCCAGCUUUCCCUCGUUUUACUUCCACCUGGGACACUUCAAUAGUUCUUACUUACCUUAAAACACUUUCAGUCUUCGAAACCUUACCCGUAAACUUGCUAUGUUAUGUGCCUUAGUUAGAGGCCAGCGGUGUCAAACACUUCAUUUCAUGAAUUUAGAGCAAGUGUGCAGAAACCCUAAAACGUCCCACAUUUUUUGUAUUGAUCAGAUAGUUAAACAAUCUACCCCUAGCAGAGAACAGCCCAUUUUACUUAGACCUGGAGUCAUUGCUGAU
Pocillopora meandrina is the source of this 431-nucleotide messenger RNA. NCBI's taxonomy places the organism in Eukaryota, Metazoa, Cnidaria, Anthozoa, Scleractinia, Pocilloporidae. The record is from the annotation of a GenBank genome assembly.